This is a messenger RNA of Myotis myotis, 673 nucleotides long. It is a transcript of the gene PDAP1, whose product is annotated as PDGFA associated protein 1. The record is from RefSeq and is a predicted model, not a curated record. Bases 101 to 649 code for a protein of 182 amino acids. Lineage: Eukaryota; Metazoa; Chordata; Mammalia; Chiroptera; Vespertilionidae. Gene Ontology annotation, molecular function: RNA binding. The transcript has 6 exons. Gene Ontology annotation, cellular component: cytosol.
GCGGAGGGGACAGUGCUGGGCGGAAGGAGUCGAGCCCAAGGCAUUUCCGGUUCCGGUGUCAGUGUGAGGCGCCGCCGCCGCCGCAGCUGCCAGAGCCGCGAUGCCUAAAGGAGGGAGAAAGGGAGGCCACAAAGGCCGGGCACGGCAAUACACGAGCCCCGAGGAGAUUGACGCACAGCUCCAAGCUGAAAAGCAGAAGGCCAGGGAAGAAGAGGAACAAGGAGAAGAAGAUGGAGAUGGGGCUGCAGGUGACCCCAAAAAGGAGAAGAAAUCACUAGACUCAGAUGAGAGUGAGGAUGAAGAAGAUGAUUACCAGCAAAAGCGCAAAGGUGUGGAAGGCCUUAUCGACAUCGAGAACCCCAACCGAGUGGCACAGACAACCAAAAAAGUCACACAACUGGACUUGGAUGGGCCCAAGGAGCUUUCAAGGAGAGAACGAGAAGAAAUUGAGAAGCAGAAAGCAAAAGAACGUUACAUGAAAAUGCAUUUAGCUGGGAAAACAGAGCAAGCCAAAGCAGACCUUGCCCGGCUGGCAAUUAUCCGAAAACAGCGGGAAGAAGCUGCCAAGAAAAAAGAAGAAGAAAAGAAAGCAAAAGAUGACGCAACUUUGUCAGGAAAACGAAUGCAGUCGCUCUCCCUGAAUAAGUAACAAGGCCUGAGGGAGGAGAUACCA